UGCCCAUCGGUUGUUCCCUGGGUGUCCGACGGUGGAUUACGCGUGGCCGCAGGGUAGUUCUCGCGUUUUUUCGCGUAUCGAGUGCAAUCUCCUGUGCGUUUUUGGCAUCGUGCGGAUGAACGAGACGUUCCUUGCGAUUGAUUUCUUCUCCUUAGUGAUUUUGCGGCGCGUUUUCCGUGAUUUGUAACUACAGGUAAUUGGGUAGUAAAGUGCGUGUAACACUCGGUCGCUGUUGUUUUCACUGGGUGUUGUUCCGAAAUUUCGUGCCCGGUGGUCCAGCAGCAGGAGGUGGAUGCUGCAGAAGUUAUCGUACGCGAAGAGGGUGGAAGUGAACGCGUGCCAAAUACGAAGAUGCCGUGAGAGAAAAGCUCAACAUUUGGGGUCGGAAUAAGGCAGGCGGGAUGAAAAGUUGAAAUGGGUAUUAAAUCGAUGACGUCGGAGGUUCUGUUUUCGGAUGCUGUGGUGGCAUUAAAGCUGUUGAUGGGCCCGCUAGAUGGGAAAAUGAAAAUGUGAUCCGAUGCGAAGGUUUUCCACAAGACGGAACCCCUGAAAGAAAUGUUUUGAUACACCUUAUGGGGUGGCCUCAAUCUGUGUUUGAAUCCUAAGAAGCUGUGGGUAAAAGCUUCCCUCAAUAUCACAUAAAAGUUACUGAACCGAUGAAAGGGUCAAUCCAGCAUUUAUCUUAAUAACAACAGUCGCUUAAGCCCUGUUGAUAAGCGAAGUAAAAAAGUGUGACAAGUGAGAAUCCCCCGGUGUGGUCCUAAAUUAUUCCAUCAAAAGCUCAUUGGCCGCAAACCUCCCAAUUAUCUGGGUAAAAAAUGAAACCAAUAAAACGAGAGUUGCUGACAAGAUAAAAAUUAAUUUCCAGCAACUCACCCAAACCCAAACACCAUCGUCAUCAUCCUGAGAGAAAGGGAAACGGAGGGGUAAAUGUGCGAAUAGUGCUCUGUGUCAACCGGCUUCACUCGGAAGAAAAGCCAUAAAAAGUGAUGAAAAUUGAUUGUUCCACCGCUCUUCCCAAAGUCUGACCCCUUCCUCAAGGCAAGUAAAAAAAGUUGACGUCCCAAAAGUGAUGUUCCGGGAAAGUCCAUGUGCGUCGUCGUCCUUUCGAGUUUUUGACAGGCUCUACAUACAAGUUUGCCACAAGUGUAGGGAAAGCCCGGAAAGUUGAUUGGUGAAUUUCAGGCCUCGGUGUCUUUAAUAACAAAGUGGAUUUGGCCGAACUUCAUCCAACCUCCAUCCCAUUUUGGAGGUUCUACGCGGUCAGUGGAAAGAAGAGCUCGCGGACGUCCAGGUUUCCGAAACCUGGGGAAGUGAAAAUUUGUGUAUGUGGUGAGCCGCGCGAAAUUCAUUUAUUCGGUUUCCGGUGCCGGUGAAGUUUUGAAAGAGUGCUGAAACUUUUCCGGGACCCUCUGUCCCGGAAGCUUCCAUGGCUUCCUCGACCUCGACAAUCCCGGCACAUCAUGGAGUAUGCCUAUAGUCAUCGCCAACAACGAUCCAGUUCUACGGCCUUCCGGUAAAACAAGCUCCGUCAUCAGUGAAGUUUAACAAACAUCAGCCGUUCCACCGGGGAAAAUACUAGUGAACUUAAAUCUCCUAUAUUUUCCGUACCAGUCCUUUUCCCAUCCCUCUUUCCACUAGAAAAAAAACCCGAGCUGUUGGUUUCAAGAAGAAAGAAACAAACAGCCGAACGGCAGGAAAAAUUAAGCGGUAAAGUUUGGUUUAUGGAGCUUGGUGCCAGCCCUGUCCUACAGUGUGUUUUCCAGCCGUUCUUAUAGAUGUUGCUGUUUUUGCUGCUGCUUCCGUAGUUAUUCGGAGCAUUCAGGGAAAGGGGCACAGUUGAAUGCUGCCAUCGUUGAAACUCGGACCAUCAAAGUGGCAGCAGUAUCGGAGCAGGCAAAAAAACGACAACAGAAGCUUCUGAAAAAUGACAUACAACCGCCAAUGGCUACCGAAACAACUUGAAACGCUGGUCCAGCAAUUCGAGCGCCAAAUUUGACGGGACGAGUGCCAGGUCGCUUCUGCUGGUGAUUUGCCUAGGGGCAAAGCUGAUCCUCUGCUGAAAGCGAAACUUUUCAGUGUUUUGAGCAUCCUUUGAGGCUGUACGGUGAAACUGCACAGCAGAAUAAAAAGAACAAAGUAACGUACAGAUCGCCAUUUUUACAUUGUUUUAGACCAGUUCAAAGUGGCAAAAGUUUAAUCACCUGUUGUAAAACAACUCAGAAACGGGGACCGGAAAACGAGAACGAGGCAGAGAAGCUGCCUAGAGAUGGGCAAAAUGUAGCAAAAAAGCACUUCAAAAAAAAAAAAGUAUUAUAAGUGUAGGAAAAUAUCGUUACGUGUUUCGGUGCAAAUUUUUCUCAUUCGGUUAAUUCGGUAGCGAGAAAUUGUAGAAACCGAGAGAGGCAGCCAAAAAAAAAAAACGACAGCGAAAAAAGUUUUCCACGGGAAAUAUGCAACCAGGUAAAUGGUGUAGCCCCAGGCCAGGAAACUGAGCAACGAAGGUAUUCCCGGAAAAAGUUUGAAAAGCAUAUAACCAAGGUGAGGAGGGGAGAAAAAAUAACCCGAGUGAAAGUGACGCUUUUCGAAAAGUCAUCUCCGUGUGAAAACGGUAGCAAAAUUGAUUAUGAUAAUUUUGGGAGCAGCUGUGGAAAAGUUUUCCACUUUCGAUGAAGAUAUUCCCGUUGGAGGUCACCGUUUGAAAUAAGUGUGGCUCGAGAGGAGUGCUGCCAUCACAUGUUUUUGCGAGUAAAUUUGACAGUGUUUUAAGUCUCCUCCGUCGUCUGCGGUUCCUGUCAACGGAGACCAUCCGUUUUGGGUGUGGGUGGCUGUUUGUUUGUGUUGGGUUUGGGUGUGAGUGGCCAAGUGAUUGUGUCUUCGGAAGAUGAGAAAAUCCAAAAUCGGGAUGGAGCUUGCCCCGGCCCAGGUGGGCUUCUGGCUGACGUUAACGGUGCUAUUUGAGCUGGCGACGAGUGUCAAAGAUGUUCCUCUGGUUUCCAUGGAUGCCCUGGUCGGAGAGACCAUUUACCUGCCCUGCAACAUCAGCACCCCGGAACCGGGUGACAGUGUUGUCCUGGUAUUAUGGUACCGGGAGGAUAAAGGGUCGCCAAUUUACAGUGCGGAUACCCGGGGUCGCGAUGUCACGUCGGCCAAACGCUGGUCCGAUGAAUCGGUCUUUGGCAACCGGGCGUACUUUCUGUUCGACAAACAGCCCGGGGAGCUGGCCAUCCAGAAUGCCCGGGAAACCGACAGCGGCCUGUAUCGGUGCCGGGUGGAUUUUAUCGUAGCACAAACUAGGAAUAGUAUCGUAAAUUUAACAAUAAUAGUUCCCCCGGAGCGGGUCGUGAUCCGGGACCAGCAGGGCACCGAACGGACCACAGUGGCCGGUCCCUACAGCGAGGGGGACGUGGUCAAACUGCGCUGCGACGUCUACGGUGGCCGGCCGACGCCCUCUGUCAGCUGGCAUCGGGACGGAGUGCCACUGGUGGCCGAAACCAAAUACGUGCCCAUUGGCAAACAUCUCCGCAGUGAGAUUGUUCUCGGUCCACUGACCCGGCAAGAUCUGCACUCGAAGCUGGUCUGCAAGGCUAACAACCACGAGAGGGCCAGCCCGGUCGAGUCCUCCGUCCAAAUUGAUAUGAACUUUGCUCCCCUAAACAUAAGACUGAUUGGUGCUCACCAGCCGCUGUCAGCCGGGCACCGGUAUGAUUUGCUGUGCCAAAGUGCAGGUUCUAGGCCUGCAGCCUCCAUAACCUGGUUCCUGGAUGGGGUCCGGCUGGACAAAAGCAAAGAAACGACAUCCGCCGAUGGCAAUCAAACGACCAGUACGCUGUCAAUCAUCCUGAACCGAACCGAUGCCGGCAAGUAUUUGUCCUGCAAGGCGUACAACACCUAUGCGCCCUCCGAUGCCCUGGAAGACGGCUGGCAGCUGGACAUACAAUAUGUUCCGGACGCCAAGGUGCGCCUGGGAAGUUCCCUGGAUCCGUACUCGAUUCGGGAGGGUACGGAUGUGUACUUUGACUGCAUUGUGACGGCGCAUCCAGUUGUCUAUAAAGUCGAGUGGAAACAUAACAACAAAACACUGCCGCACAAUAUCUCGCAAGGAGUGAUCAUCAGCAACCAUUCGUUGGUCCUGCAAGGGGUCUCGAGGACUACUGCCGGCAACUAUUCCUGCGUAGGAUUCAACGCCGAAGGCGAAGGCAGCAGCCCGAUUUUCGAGCUCAACGUUAUGUAUGCACCCACCUGUGCGCCCAACCAGCAGCGUGUCUACGGUGUGGCCAAACAGGAGAACGCCGAGAUCCGUUGCAUCGUGGACGCAAAUCCACCGGACGUCGAGUUCAAAUGGACGUUCAAUAAUUCAGCCGAAAGCAUCGACGUUCAGGCCAGCCACAUUUCACGGCUAGGUACAUCCUCGGUUGUAUCUUACACGCCAAUGACGGAACUGGACUACGGAACCCUGCUCUGCGUGGCCACCAAUCGAAUCGGGAAACAGCGGCAGCCCUGUGUUUUUCACAUAAUCGCAGCUGGCCGUCCGGAUCAGGUGCACAACUGUUCGGUUGCGAACGUUUCGAUGACAUCGAUGAGCGUCCGCUGCUACGAGGGUUUCAACGGGGGCCUAGCGCAGUCUUUCUUCCUGGAGCUGCGGGACACCCACACCCAGGAGGUGCGCUUCAACAACACUUCCCCGAUUCCCCGGUUUGCGGUUCCGAAUCUGCACCCCAGCGCAAACUACCAGCUGUCGGUGUACGCGUUCAACUCCAAGGGAAAAUCGGAACCGUACGUGAUGAGUGCGUCCACCCUGCGGCUCCCGGAGAAGCAGAUGAAUUCGGAAAAAGCAGAACGGCCUCGGUCCCCGCUGCCCCUGACGCCCACGCUUUCGAUUGCCAUCGGGCUGGGAGCGGCCGUCCUCAUCGGAAGCUGCGCCAUCGUGUUGGCCCUGAAAUUUCCCUGCGGCGCCAAAAACCGUCGGAACAAGGAGACGGCAGCCGGGCAGCAGCACCACCACAAUCACAACCACCACCCCCAUCAUCACGGCGGAACAACGGUGAGAACUUCCUCGCCCGGACCGAGCGACAAGAGCGUGGCCAGCAAGGACUACGAUGGGAACGAAAGUGACGAGAAGAACCCGGACGUGAUUCCGGAUACGAUUGAUUCGGAUGAUCAGAUGGAGUACAUCCGAAGGCGUCAGCACAUAUCCACGAUCGACACCAGCAGCCCCAGCCGGCUACUGCUAACGACCACGGCAGGGACCACUGGCCCGAGCCAAAGCUUCAUGGGCUCAACGAUGGCCCUGCACAGUAGUAGCCACUCGGCAAGCCUGGGGUACUGCACCCUACGAAAUGGUGGCAUUCCCGGGCAGCCACCUGGAAUCUUGGGCAGCACCAACGUGUCCAUGAGCCACAUGCCUCCCAGUACUUUUACACCGGUUUCGGCUCACACGACUUGUACCCUGCCGAGACAUCCGGUAUCGGCCGCAGGGUUGAUGAACCCCGGCGGGCCGCAUCAUUGGCCCUCGUACGGCGGGACCAUUGCCGGAGUUCGGAACAUGACGGCCAUUUCAGUGACCAGCAGCCAGCAAGCCAUCCCUCCGCCUCCAUCAACGAUCGCCAUGCAACACCUGGGGCCGCAGCCCGGCAGGACUCGGGUCUGCAUAGGGCUGCCCGAAGAUGACGUCUCGGCCGAUACGCCGCUCAUGGUUAAACGCGAGAGCACCGUAUGACUAUAGGAGUCUCACAGGGUCGGUGAUACGGCCCUGUGAGGUCCCCUCCGAUGCGAUGAUGGCGCCAACAGCGGUAGGGUUGAGUUACAAUAAGAGAAAGGAAGAGAACUAGAGAGAGAGAGAGCGCGAGCGUAAGUAGGCGACGGACGUCUAGCCCAAUUUGUGCAGAGAGAGAGAGAAAAUGCAGAGUUCUCGUGCAGUUAUCAAAUAUGAGUACUUUAAGUUUGGAAUCAUCUCUUCAAGAGUGUUUAUUUGUACUGUUCAAAUACUUAUUCAGAGGCUAAGUAAGUUUAAGUAAAUCCAACUAAGAGAAAGAAACUUGAAAAUAUCUCAUAGAAAUACUGAAAUAACGAUGUUAUUACCACAUUAUAUCAUUUUGUGAUAUGAACGCUGUGAAUACUACCAAUGUCGAAGCAGAAGGUGAGUUCGAUAAGGCUCAAUUUUCGAGUCGUAAUCAUUAUAGAGUUACAUCGUCUGAAGUGCUGUCAGAAUAAAACAUAAAUUAAGUACCAGCAACUCGGAGUCAUUGGAGCACUCUUGGGACAAGUAAUUCGGGUCAAAUGCUGUUAUAGUUUUAAAAAAAAUUCACUUUCUUACGAACGAAGACAAAGGUUAAAAGAGUGGAAAAGAAUUUGUUUCCUAGUUCACUUCAUUACCACAACUCACACAAAAUCAAUCUCUGAUGUGCUGUUUCUUCCAACAUUGAUAUUUCAAAAAGAAAAAUACUUUCAAAUUAUUGACAAUGCGGGACAAUUUGUGUCGAACCUAACAUUGAUCUCGAAAACAAACACACACACACAUGUAGGAUCUCAGUAAAUGAUCAUGAAUCUUCUACAAAGAGAUCAUUUUCCUUAGCACUUCCCACUUUGAAUGCCAUGACCAGGAUUCAAUCUCAAGACCGUUGGUUAAGAAGACUUGAACAUUCAUGACUACCCUGUACAUCCACAAAUCAUACUGCACUCCAAUAAUGAACUUCCUUGGAGGUGGAAUUAUCUGUAUAAGAUUCUAUGCCGGAUCAGCAUUAACAUGCUUUUGAAUAACUUGCAUUGUCCUCCCAGCGCAACCGCAUUGCAUAUGUCUGAAUGAAACCAAAGAAAACAUAUCCCAUAUCCUAUCACAAGACAAAGCAGGAUGGAAACAAUCAGUCAGCUUUAUAUUGUCGAAUGAUGUGGCGAGCGCUGUGUGUGUAAAGUCUGCUUCAUUUAAUAUUGGAACAAAUUCUUUUGCUCAUUGUGGCGCUCCUAGUGGAAGGAUUUGGAAACUUUUUUCACCCACGUGUCGGGAAAUUCAUUACCUUUCACCAUGUAUUUAUGUCAUAACACCAAACGAUAGCAUUUUGUAAACAACCGCCAUGGAAGCCGAACGGAGAGAUCAAAUUGUGCACAGUUUUCUUGAAAAUCCAUUGUUGUCGGCAUCGAAGCUAGCUAAACAGCUUAAAAUGCCCAGAAAUACCGUAUGGCGUGUUAUCAAGCAGUACAAGGAAACAUUGACGACGGCUCGGAAGCCGCAUUCGCAGCGUCGGAGUGGAACUGUCGACCGGAAACUGCGUGGGAAAGUCAUCAAGGCCGUCAAGAGGAAUCCCAAUCUUUCAGACCGCGAUUUGGCCAAUAAGUUCCAGGCCGCUCACAGUACGGUGCGACGAAUUCGUUUCCGGGAAGGAAUAAGGUCAUUCCGAGCCAGCAAACAGCCAAAUCGGACGCUGAAGCAGAACAAUGUGGCCAGAAUCCGUGCUCGAAAGCUGUACGACCAAGUGCUGACCAAGUUCGACGGAUGUAAAUUCUGCUUCAUUUAAUAUUGGAACACAAACAAUUGCGUGUAGUUCAGUCAUUUAUUAACGAAUUCAUAAUUUGUUUUUCAUACAAAUGUAGCAUUUUCUUUACUCUUUCAUAAAAAAAAAUUAAAAAAAUUAUUCAUUGCUGUUUCGAAGAAAUUCUCGUACUCGUACUCGUAAGAAAACUGUGCACAAUUUGAUCUCUCCGUUCGGCUUCCAUGGCGGUUGUUUACAAAAUGCUAUCGUUUGGUGUUAUGACAUAAAUACAUGGUGAAAGGUAAUGAAUUUCCCGACACGUGGGUGAAAAAAGUUUCCAAAUCCACAAUUCCAAAAGUUUCCACAAUGAGCAAAAGAAUUUGUUCCAAUAUUAAAUGAAGCAGACUUUAUGUAAACCGGCAUCGGAAAAAACACUCUUUGUUUCCAGCCGACGGCAAACAACCACCAGCCAAGAUGAGCUGAACGUGUGUUUGUAAACUUAACGGCAAUAGAAAACAGUUUCUAGUUUCCCAUUCCCACCCCAUCCCUUCCCAUUCUCAUCUCUUUCCCAUCAAAGACAAAUCAGGAUGAAAAAACACCGGCCAAAUGGCAGACGGCCAAUCCAGUGCGUUUUCCUGGUAAUCGCGAUGGCAGAAGGACUUUGCGAAUCUUUCGUUUGCUAACCGACUCAGAUGGUGUACUGGGUAAGAUAUCGGACUGCCAAGCCGAGAUGAUAUGUUGCUGUGAGUUUGAUUCUCACUAUAUUGUUUUUUAUUUGGAAUGAAUUGUUUGAUAGGAUGAAAGUCCCAUAAAAUGUUUUUCUUGUUUCGCUUCGAUGUAGUGGUCAUGAAUCAUUUUGCUUGGGAUCUCGAGUCUUUAUGCCAGUAAUGCUUUUCCAAUAACAUAAUCAUUGGUACAGUACACUUUUCAGCGUUUGUUCGGCACAGAGAUUUACUAAAUGGGCAUUGGAUUUUUUCAACCUCUUCUAUGGGUGUAGCAAGCCAACUAUACAGCUGGCAAGCUCCAAAAAAAUAUGACUUUUUUAAAUUAAAUUUAUUACUAGAAAAUAAAUGCCAUUAUCAAGUUCAACCAUUUAAAACAGGAAGCGUAAUUUUUCACGCGUUCUGAGGAAAUGGUGGCACGUUAAGGAUGGAAUCUAGCUCGGACCGGAAAAUUUGUCAACAAGGUCGAAAAGGGUUUGUUGAUAGGAGUUUAAAAAAGGAACCUGAAUCUGAAAAAAAGCCAAUAUUUCUUAAAGCUUUAAUCCUUGUCUUCUUCUUCUUUUUGCUGGAGGGAAUCUUACGAUAACAACUUUCAAUUCGAUGGAGAUAAUUGUUGGGACUUAGUUGUCAGGAAACGUGAAAAAAUUCUACCUAAAAAUUUUCAACGUUUACUGUGUACUUACAUUCUCAUCAAAUAAAAAAGUGCCCGUCCUUUAAAAAAAACGGCAAUUUCAUUAGCAACAACAUCAAAGCUAAAUUUCAUGUUUAAUGAUCCUUUUUUAAAACAAUCUUCCCCGAUCGUCAAUUUCUUGGCACCAGUUUAUUUGCACCACCAUUUGGAAGCAAUGGAAAAAAUCAACCCUUGCGGUCCUUCGGGGACCGUCGUCAGUUUCGAAAGGGAACAAAACUCUUCUCCAAAACCAAACGAAAAAAAAAAGAACCGAAGGUUAGUCGAAGCAAAACUUCCGACUAACCAGCGGCUCACGUAUCAAAAUUAUUGUCGCCCAGUCCGAAACGCGUCCGUUGAUGAAAAUAGGCACGAAAACGGGCUAAAGGGAAAUUUCUUCAAACCGUUUGGGAUUUUGUUUUUGGGACACUUCAAGAUUGAAGUACAUAUAAGGGGGGAAGGGGUGUUGAAUUGCAACUUGUUUCGAAUUUUUAAGCGGUUCGAUCCCUAACAAAAAGAAUUCCUCUCGAUUUUGAAAAUAUGCGCACCCUAUCGCAGGAUAGUUUUUCAGGCGAGAAGAAGGUUGAUGUGACACUCCUUCUCCGCGACUUUUGCACGAAUUUCUAACUUCUAACGUGUAUCUUAAUUCCUAUAAGCAAUCCUGAUCAGGUUCCAAAAGUGCCAAAAAAAAUUCAAUUUAAGUUGUCAGAUUGGUUGCGGUUAAUCGCUCAUAAGAGCAAGUUCACUCGUGUUGGGAAAAAGUGGUAGAAAUUUCGACACUUGAAGCACAUUUUGAAAAUUUUACCACUGACCAUACUGACUGGACACUCGAUUUAGUUUUCUGGAUAAUUUUUUCAACAGUAUGCAAUAUUGAUUCCAGAGUGCGCAUUGAUCGAUUAGAAGAAGUGCUAUGCCAGUCAGGAAAUGUCACCCAACUUUUUCCUACAGAGCAUUUUUUGUCAAAUAUUUCAGGUUCGCCACCUGCCGUAGGUAAUGCGAACCUACAAAAUCUGACUAAAAAAAUUAAACUGAAAAUGGUUGAUUUUUUGUUCUAAGUGUCAUGUCAUUGUGAUCAAUGAUUUUACUAUGUAAAAAUGUUUUCAAGAUCUGUGGCCUUCAAGUUUUUUACCAACACGUGUUGUAGUUUCACAUGCUGUGAUACAAAAAUAGCAAUAUUUAUAUCACAUACGGCUGAAAUAGAAACAGUGCUAUAUAAAAUAUAACGCCCAAAGAUCUUGAAAACAUUUUUGCAUGGUAAAAUUUUCAAAAUUUAAAAAUUUCUACAACUUUAUCUCAACACCAGUGAACUUGCUCUAGAGCAAGUUCACAGGUGUUAGAAAACUUGAAGGCCAUAGAUCUUGAAAAUUUUUUGCAUGGAAAAUUUUUCAAAAUGUGCAAAAAUUGACAACAUUUCGACCACUUUUUCCCAACACUAGUGAACUUGCUCUAAUAAGAGCAAGUUCACUCGAGUUGGGAAAAAUUGGUAGAGAUUUUGACACUUGAAGCACAUUUUGAAAAUUUGUCCACGUUUAAAAUGUUUUCAAGAUCUUUGGGUGUUGUUUUUUUUAUAGCAUUUUUCUAUUUCAGUCGAAUGUGAUAGAAAUAUUGCCAUUUUUGCAUCACAGCAUGCGAAAAUAGAACAAGUGUUGUAAAAAACUUGAAGGCUACAGAUCUUGAAAAUGUUUUUGCAUGGUAAAGUUUUCAAAAUGUGCUAAAAGUUUCAAAAUUUCUACCCCUUUUUCCCAACACGAGUGAACUUGCUCUUAUUAUGAGCGAUUAAUCGCAACCGAUCUGUACAACUUUGAUUGGAUUAUUUUUGGCUCUUCUGGAACUCGAUAAGGAUUGAAUGGCGUCAAGAUCCAGAAUAUUAUAGAUUUGAAAUCAGGAUCAGAAAUAUAACGGAGAUCUAGAUCAUAAUUCAGAAAUAAGAGCCAGUUCAGGUUUAGAUCUGAAUGGAGCCCUUGAUCAUGAUUAAGGAUGUAAUCCAAGUUCCGAACCAUAAUCAGAUCCGAAUGUCCAAAAAGGUCUUGAAUAAAUAAAUAAAUAAAAAAACCAUAAUCAAGAUAGGUUUACUAUUAGGAUGGAAAUCAAAAUCGGAUCAAGGAUCAGUCUAGAGAACGGGAUCGAAGACGAAAUCAAAAGCCGGAUCCAGACAAGGAUCAGGACCAAGAUCAGUAUCUCACUAAGAAAGAGGUGAUAGAUCGGGAUCAGAAUCUGAAUCAGGAUAUUGAUCAAUUUUGGAACAAGAUAAGGCUCAGAUCAUGAUCCGGAUCUGGAUCUGAGUCGAAAUUAAAUACAGAAUACAGAGUACAUACAGAAUAAAAGAAAAUAAGUUCAAGAUAAAAAUUAGAUUAAUGAUUGAAAUUAAGGUUCUAUAUCAGGAUCAAGAUAAGGACUCAGGACGACAAAGAGUGUCAGUAGCAGAAAAGGAAUUAGGAUCAUGUUCUAAAUCAAUAUCUUGAUCUGAACUGUUUUCGAAUCAGGAUCAGAUGCAUAAAAAUCAGGAUAAGGAACAGGAUCGAAAUUCGUAUAAGAAUAAGAAUUUCCAAUAGACAUAAGCCUCUACGAUGGGGAUCAGGAUUAAAAUCAAAAUCAGACGCUGGAUCAGAAUCUAUCUAUUGGAAUCAGGUUUAAGAUCAGAAUCAAAGUCAGGAUGCAAACCGGGAUAAGGGUGUGAAUCAGGAUCAGAUUCUAGAUAAGAAAUCGGAUCAGGAUCUAAACAGAAUCACAAUCAAGAUCAGUUUCAGGAUCAGGACCAGGAAAAGAGAUAAUGGAUGAGAGUUGGAUCCAUGUUCAGGAUUAAGAUUAGAAUUGGGGUCUAAAGCCAGGUUCAAGUUGAGAAUGAGAGCGAUAUCAGGAUCAGGAUCAGGAUCAGGUUUUGAAUCUGGAUCAUGUUCCGUUAUACUGAAUCUGAUACUUUUCGUAAAAAAACUGAUUUCAUGUUUUAUCGCAUUUUUGAAGAACCUAAUAAAGUAAAAACUGUUGUAUUUAAAUUACAAAGAUAAAGGUUUAAGUGCAACAGUUGCAACAUCAUCGAAAAUAGAAUAAAACUUGUCGUGCAAGUAUUUGUGACUUAACCCCCUAGAAUAAGGUGGCCAGAAUUUUUUCAGCAGGUGUCCGGGCCUGGCUAAUCCGGGAAAUUUUAUACAAAAACCUCCUUAAAUCCGAUCAUUUGAUAUAAAAAAAAUGACGAUCAAAAAUAUGGGCAAUAUCCAGGCAAAUUUUGUCAAUAUUCAGAAAUUUCUCAACAAAACUCAAGAAAAAAAAUAAGAAAAAAAAUUUUUUUUUCAAAGCUCUUCGCCAGAUUUUAAAUCGUUUUUAAAGCUUGCAAAAACCUACCAUAAUUAAUUUUAUAUUACUUGCUUGAAAAAUUUCGUUUUUAAGGCAUAAAUAAAAAAAAAAUUUAAAACAGUUUGGUUAUUAUUUCAACUGGUUUGCCAAAAAAAGUUUAUAAAUCCGGGCAAAAUGUGGGCUUUUUUCAAUGAAAUCCGGGGCAACCGGGGACUGUUCUUAAAUUUUGUACUCAAAAUCCGGACAACCUGACAACCCUACUGUAGAACCCAUGCUUAGUUUAAUGAUUACAAAUGAUGACAAAUGACAAAUGAUCACAACUUUUGUUAUUUGAAAUAUUGUGUCGAUAGCGAAAAAUAUUUGAUUAUUUUUAAAAUAUUGCAUAACCACAAAGGCUAUGAAACUUAACUUUCAGUAUUUUUUACGAUUGUAGGUUUUGAACAAUUCAAUCAUUCAUUACUGAAUUUUGAAAUAAAUUAAGAGGCUUAAAUCAAUUAAAUAUUUCAACCUAGGUAAGGAGUGUAUUCGAAAAAAUGCAUCACUUUGUUUUUUUUAAUAACUUUCAAAUGCAUGAAUAUAAAUUAAAGAAAUUUUCAGCGAAGUAACCUGGUUAUGUAAUGUUUACAUAUGCAAAUUUUUGUAAUGUUUUGUCAAGUGGUGUUUGAGAUAGGGUCCAAUAAAGAAAUUUUUAGACUUCAAUUUUUGGGCCACAAGUGCGCCGUCUAUAAUGCCUAUUUUGAACCACUUUUUUUUAAACCAAGGCUAUUUUUUAUUACGUUUGCUGUUUCCUGAAGUUGAAACUCAAAAUUUUGAAUUUUGUCAAAUGACAAAUUAAACUAAUUGUCCUCCUUCGGUAAAAAAACAUAUUUGACUUUUUAUCUCUCCACCACAGUUUUUGCGAAAUGGCACGGUUUCAGAUCCAACCGGAACAUAGUAUAAACUUUGUGGGACCUAUCAAAGUGCAAAGCAGAGAAAACGUUGGCAUUUGGAGGCAGUCUUCUUUGUAUAUUUAGCCAUUCACCGUGUCAAUCGUUAUGAAAGAGUUAUUUGCAGUUCCCACAGAUCGUUAGCCUCCUCAAGUAUUAGACACUAAAUGUUUAAUUUUUUUUUCUCUUUGAUGAUCUCCGGAAAAUUCAGGAGAGACUUUUCAACGAAUAGUUUCCGGUUGAAAACCUGCCAGGUGACCGCUCAAGGGUUAGUUAGUAUUGUCCAUUACAAAAUUUUCAAAAUAUCCCUCCACAAGCAGUACAAAUAUUUUGCGCACGAUUUGACCACCGUAUUUUGUUUAUUUCACCGGUGGGCAGCUUUUCUACCUUUUGUAAAUGAAGUCAGUCCUAUUUGUAUGUCGGAAAAAAAAUUACUGUUUCAUCCCUUCCUCUAUUCGUAUUCCCGGAUUGAAAUAAACUUCUAACAUUACUCUCACUUCAUGGAAUCAGUAAUCGUCACUUUUAUUCAAAUUUUAGCUAACCAUUGGGUCCUCUUGGACUUCUUAAGCGAUUUACCAUAUGAACUUUGGUCGAAUAGUUGCUUUCCAGCUGUUUUUGGUUCCCCCGCUGGGACUUACUGGAUUUUUCUCGAUCCUGCCCCAAAAAUUUUGUCUAUGAACUACAGUACUGGACUCUAUCUCAAAAACCACUUGUCAGAUUGUCACCACUGAAAAUUCCAUCAAUUUCCAUCCAUGCAUUCAUAAAUUAUUAACAAGACCAAAUGUUGCAUUUUUUUGUCGAAGACAUUCCUUAUAUGAAAAGUAGGUAAAUAUCAAACAUAUUUUUUGAAAUUUCGUCUUUGUUUCCCAACCCUGCCUUUAGACGAGGUUUAUUUUUCAUCUCUCCUACCUAACUUAGGAAAAAUCAAUCCAGAAUGGUGCUUAAUUUUCGACGUAUCUGCCAAUUUUUUUUGAUCGAAUAACAAAAGGACCAAGGAUUUCUGAAACUACCAAAUUGAUCAUUUAAGGGAAAAAAUAUUCAUUUCAAGUAUUUUUAAGUUUUUAUAGCUUCCCUUAGCUGUAGCUUUUGACAACUAUUUGUCAAACAUUUUUUCCUUGUAUAGAUGGUUAGUUCAGCAUAUUUUGAAACAUUCUGCGCAAAAAGUACGUUGAACAAUGAUUGGCUUUGGGUUGAUGCCGAUUUUAGUAAACCUCGAUUAAAAGAGUGGUUGGGAUCUAGAGGAUUAAAAAAAAAAGAUUUGAUUAAUCAGGAAUUUUUUUUUUCAAAUUUCUGGUUGCCCGGAUUUCAGAAGUAAAAAUCGUACUCAAUUUCUUCCAAAUAAUUACCCAAAUUUGUAAUCUAGGGCCUAGGCUCAGGAUUAAAAAAAUCGUUAAACCAUUAAAUCAAGUGUUAUUUCCAUAAAUAAAUCUCCUAGGAUUUAUCAUUUAUGCUUUUUAGUUUUUUUUAACAAACUUAUAGCUCCACAUAUGUUUCACUUUUUGAAGGCCCAAGAUCUGUUGUAUCACAAAAGAUGUUAGUAGUAUCUAAAAAUUUAAGAUAAUUGACUUUUUUCCCACAUUGGGCUUUUAGGUAAAAAGUUAUAAAUAUUGAUAGAAAUGGAAUAAAAUGAAAGAAAAAAAAAGCAAGAGAUUUUUUUUUCUUUUUUUUCUCUUAUAUUUCUUAAGACUAUUGCAGUUUUCAUCAAAUAAACCAUUGCACAGUUGAGAAAAAAGUGUUUAAACUGCGAAAAAAUUCAACAUCUUCCGUCAUACUUGAUCCAAAUCUACGAAAAUAUAAGAGCUUACAAACGGAGAUAUAGACCUUUUUAAAACCCUAAUUCCCCUACAUUUUGUAAACAAUCCAGAAAAACACUGACUUGGACUCAAAAAUUUUGAACAAAAAUUUACCUAUCUUGUGUGAUUUUUUCGAGGAAUCAAAUGAAGUCUGUUAGAGCUACCACAUGCUUCGAAAAUUGGAGUAAUGGCUGAUUUUACCCUUAAUUCCCCUAUACUUUUUAAUCAAUUGAGAAAAAGCAUGUUUGAGCUUGAAAAUUUUCAGCCAAAUGAGAUCUAUCUUGUUUGUUUUUUUUUUCUAGGAAUGGAAUGAAGGCUAUUUGAGCCACCGAAUGUAUCAGAAAACCGCGUUAUAGCUGUUGCACCCUAAAUUUUCCAAUAUUUUUUAUAUACUUCAGAAAAAGUUUGUUCGGGCUGGAUCAUUUUGGAGAAGAUAAGACCUCCUAAGCAACCAAAAGUUGUAUAUCUACUUAAACUCGUGUCUCCAAAGUUAGAAUUUUAUUGAACAAAGUUUCCAAAGGGAAUUGGUACCGAAUUCACUCGAAUGUGAGCAUGAAAGCUACAAAAGGUUCCUCAAAAUUUUUAGAAAGAUGUCAAUCACAUCCUUUCAGUAUAAAAGUUACAAAUUGGGUCUCAAAUAGCCUUCUAUGGACUGAAGUUCCAAAAAAGUUCCUCAAAUAGCCUUCUUUAAGACAUGGCCGUCAUUUCAUGGAUAUGAAAUCUAAACGGCAUCACAAAAGGGCAUAUAAUCAAUAAUUAAUAUUUUGUAGCUUGGAAAUUAUUGAAAUGUAUAAUUUACAUUGAAAUGUCAACUCAGAAUAACUUAAAGUUAACUCGUUUAGGACUGUUUUUGAAAAGAGAGAAUUUUUUGACUUUAAAAAAUUUCGUCCUACUGUAUUUACUUACCACGAAUUUGUCACACAUUGAAAGUCAGUUGAAGUGUAUUUUGUAUUUUUUUUUUUCGAAUUGAAUGAAGGCUAUUUGAACCACCGAACACAUCGGAAAAAUCAAGUAGGGGAGAGGCGGGCUAUAUGCGCAUAUUAAGGAAAGCAAUCAUUUUCUCCCAUAUUACAAUAGAUAGGAGUCUGAAAACUAUAUACACAUAAGCGGACAUCUGUUUUAUAUACGUAGGAGCAAUUUUUCUGUUAAAAUCUCUUACAGUUUUUGUGAAAAUAAUUUUAUAAUAAAAGAAGUCAAAAUAGCCGAUUUCCGAAACUGGCGGGCUAAAUGCACAUAUUUAUGUUUUGAACUAUAUUUCGUUAACACUUGCAAUAUUUUGAAACUAUUUAAUUGAAAAUGGUAGAAACGGAUGUUAAGCAUACGUCAAGGCUGAAAUUUUGGUGAAAUUUUUUACAUCACUAGUUCUUUUGCUUGAAACAUAGUUAAGUAUGCCAUAUGGCCAUAUUUCAUGGUAAUAUUUUGUUCAUAUCGUAUUUCUAUCGGAUCAGUAUGAAGUUCUCCUUUUUUCGCUGUAAGAUCGUGAUUUGAGCGUAGAUUUAAUGUUUAAAUGAUAAAAAGUAAAAAAUUUUUAAGACUAAUCUAUUUUUCUUGAUAUAGGCAUUUAACCUGCCUUGAUAUGGGCAUUCAGAACCUGUCUUUUAUUCCAAUAUCUUAUCAUUUACAACCUUGCCAAAAGUUUCAAUUUGUUGAAUUUCCGAUUUUCAGAUGAAUAAGAAAGAAAAACCAUUAAAAUUUUUGUUCACAGAAUCUGUACGCACGAUAAUUAAAGUUCAAUAUAUUAUAACAAAACUGACAAAAAUCUUGUUUGAAUUUUUAAAUUUUUUUGGCUAUAUAUAACAAUCAAAUUUCUUCAUGCCAUAUUUCAAUAGCGUAUUACCCUCAAACUGCACUAAUUUGAUAAGUUGAAUCUCCUGCCAUAUCGCCUAUCGGCUAUAUGCGCAUAUUACCCAACAUGCGCAUUUAGGAACACUUCCCCCUAAUCGCUUUUUAACCUGAAUUCCUUUCAAUUUUUUUCAAAAUUCAGAAGUUUGGAUUGAUGAUUUCAAACCAAAUGAGACUUAUAUGGUGGUGUGGUUUGUUUUUCUUCGAGGGAUAAAACGAAGGCUAUUUGAGCCAUUGCACGCAUCGCAAACUGGAGUUAUGGCUUUUAACCCUCAAUUUCAGAACAUUUUACUAUUAAUUAAGAAAAAAAAGCUUGUUCGCACAAGAAAUUUUUUGAACAAAUGGGUACCUUUUGGUGUAAAUUUUCCCAAGAAAUCGAAUGAAGGCUAUUUCAGCCACCACACGCAUCGGAAAAUGGAGUUAUGGCUGCUUUACCCUCAAUUCCAGUUUUCAAAUAUUAGAAUAGGCUUUGAUAGCCAUGUCGGGAUUCUAAAAUUUAAAACCAAAUGAAACUUACCUUGUCUAUCUUUUUGCCUUUCUAACAGAAAGGUUUGGUUAUCGGUCGAUUUGAGAGAUCAUUAAUUAUGGGUCUUAGACAUACCUUUAUAGGUACCUAUCGACUCAGCUCGACGAGUUCUGUUGAUGUCCGUGGAUUUGUAUGUGCCAUUUUAAAAAUGUCUAGAACGUUUUUGCGAAACUGGGCUGCACAAUUAAAAUGAUUUUAGUCUCAAAAGAAUGCAUUUUUUUUUCUACACAACCCUUUCAAAAACGGGAAAAAAACAAAAUAGUUGAAACCGUUUUCUUUACCAAAUACAUAUCAUACUUAUUAUGGCAUA
Molecule: messenger RNA, 17543 nt
Organism: Uranotaenia lowii
Lineage: Eukaryota; Metazoa; Arthropoda; Insecta; Diptera; Culicidae
Gene: side-VII
Product: protein turtle
Exons: 14
Coding region: 2885-5719 (944 amino acids)
Molecular function (GO): protein binding
Source: RefSeq, a predicted model, not a curated record